Chelonia mydas (Green sea turtle) is the source of this 4404-nucleotide messenger RNA. It is a transcript of the gene SASH3, whose product is annotated as SAM and SH3 domain containing 3. Gene Ontology annotation, biological process: positive regulation of immunoglobulin production; positive regulation of B cell proliferation; positive regulation of adaptive immune response. Lineage: Eukaryota; Metazoa; Chordata; Testudines; Cheloniidae. The record is from RefSeq and is a predicted model, not a curated record. Gene Ontology annotation, molecular function: protein binding. Gene Ontology annotation, cellular component: nucleus; cytoplasm. The transcript has 8 exons. The coding region runs from base 1301 to 2485 and encodes 394 amino acids.
AGGUGAGAGUGGAAAGGGGCUGGGGCAGUAGAGAGUGAGGAACUCUGCAGUCACUCCAUGGGGCCAGUGGGGUGACCUUGGGCUCCUCCCCUGAGGGGGUGAAGCCUGGCAGGAGGCCAGAAGAGAGAGAAAGCAGCCCCUGGGAGUAAAGCAGCCCCAGCAGCAGGAUUUGGACAACUAGGGAGAGAGCCCUGGGAGGUGCCCAGUGGAGGAUGGCACAGCAGAGAGGGAGACAAGGCCCAGGAGGGCUGAAAUUGGUUUGUGUCUGUAUGCUUAGUUCGGGAUUUUCAUUAGGCGACCCAGAGGAGAGCCUUGGGAGUCCUGAGAAGGGAUAAACCGUGGCGAAGGUUGUGAGCAACACGCAACCCAGAGUAAGCCAAAGACCCUUCGGUGAGGACACUAGACUGUUGGACUUUCUGUUACUCUAGAAGGAGAGGACUGAAUUGUGACCUGGCCGGAGAGCUGAGUGGCAGGAAGAGGCAGAGUAUCAGAGGACCAGGGCAGCUGUCUGCAGGGAGGCGUUAGGUAGGGAGAGAACUGCUACACAAUGCCCUGCCACGAAGAGGCACUGUAGUGGUGAGGGAUCUGAAACCCAUGGCCUCCAGGCUGUCUUCACUACCUCCCUGCAGGAGCAAAGUUCAGCGAGAACUGCUGGGUAUGCUCAAUGGGCUGAGCAAACCCAGGGGUUACAGCACAGUUGUCAGCCAGGAGGCUCACUAUACAGCCAGGAUCGUCACUCCAGGCUCACCUCCAGCCCCUCAUACAUGCUGGCAAAGUCUUGUUUUCCGGUACAUACACAUUACAGAAGGGAACAAGGACCUUUGCUCACACCUGCCGGGGACCGAAGCCCUUUAUUGCCAGGAUUGUGGGCUUUUUGAUCGCAGCAGUCAGCCAUUGGAGGGGACAGCCCAGCAGAUUGGCUUUCCCAGGUGCUCCCAAACAGGCAGGAUCGUGGAACAUCAGGACAGAUCAGGCAGCUUUGGGCAUUGUAGAUCACCAAUGCAGAUAUUGUCCAAGGGGUGAGACCAGUAAGUGCGGGCUUACAGCAACCAACUGACUGACUGCGCUGGCACCACAUGAACCUGUGGUUUGUGAAGGCAACCACCCUGCGGCCAGGAUUUCCACGGGGUCCCCGGGGUCCCUGCCUGCGGAAAUGACAGCAAGUGGGACGGGCCUAAGGCAGCAGCUGUUGCACCAGUCUCUUUGGAAGUGCUUGCGUUUGUGACCAGCCCUUUCCCUGUGCUGAAUCUGAACAAAAUCACUGUGUUCCCCUGCGGACAGCCUUCCAUACUCUGUUGUCAUGCAGAGACGUGGCCUGACACCUGAGUCAGCCCAACCCUCCCUUUCUCCCCAUGGAUGUGCCUUCCCCUGCCAUUCCCACAGUCUGUUCUGCCAGCUCUCCCUGCAGCGCUCCAGCAGCUUUAAGGAUUUCGCCAAGUCCAAGCCCAGCUCCCCCGUGGUGAGCGAGAAGGAGUUUAACCUGGAGGAGAACAUUCCUGAGGAUGACCCAGCCAAUGCACCUCCUGAUGACACUGGGAAGAGCAGUGGCAUGAAGCUGGGCAAGAAGUGGAGAGCCGUCAUCUCCCGCACCAUGAACAGGAAGAUGGGCAAGAUGGUGGUGAAGGCGCUGGCCGAGGGGAAGGGAGAAGUGGGGGAGGAGGGGUCCAUGUCCCCCAUGUUUCUGGACAGCAGCCUGGAGGAGCCAAGCCUCGAGAAGGUGCCCUUGUCGUACGUGGAGCUGGAAGAGGACGUGCACACGCCGCUCAGCCGCCAGACAUCCAGUGGAAGUGAAUUGGGCUGCACCAGCCCCUGCACCACAGGCAGCAACCGCGACAGCAUGAGGCUGGAGGAGCCCAGCCUGCCCUACAGCGGCCCUUUCUGCGGGAGAGCCCGGGUCCAUACGGACUUCACACCCAGCCCCUACGACAGGGACUCGUUGAAGCUGCGGAAAGGGGACAUCAUCGGGAUCAUAGAGAAGCCCCCCGUGGGCACCUGGACGGGGGUGCUAAACAACAGAGUGGGCUCCUUCAAGUUCAUCUACGUGGACAUCAUCCCCGAGGAGCCAGUGCCAGCCCGCAAAAACCGGGGGCAGAGCAAGAGCAAGCGGCCCAAGCCCAAGACCUUACACGAGCUGCUGGAGCGCAUAAACCUGGAGGAGCACAUCUCCACCUUGCUACUGAAUGGCUACCAGACCCUGGAUGACUUCAAGGAGCUGCGGGAGACCCACCUGAAUGAGCUAAACAUCAUGGACCCCCAGCAUCGUGCCAAGUUGCUCACAGCUGCUGACCUGCUGCUGGACUAUGACGCAGCCAGUGAGGCUGAGGAAGGAGAGAGCUCGGAGCUGCAACCUGCCACCUCAGACCCAAAAGGGGACAUUCCCCGCGACUCGGGCUGCUUCGAAGGAUCUGAGACACUGGAGAGUGGCCGGGAUGAGAUGGAGCUGAACAGCACAGAGGAGCAACUUCAGACCCUCUCUCUAGAAUAGUCCUCCUGAGCCUGUCCCCUCCCUGCCCCAGCACUGUCCUCCCAGCACUACACCACAUCAGGGACUGAGCCUGCAGAGCAGGGAGGACAGGACAAGACACCCCAGGGGCACACUCUACCCCGACCAACAUCUGGGGAGAUUCCUGGACCACAAGUGACCACCCCCACGCUGGGAACACUCAUGUGAGCCCUGCAGGGGAAGACACUGGGGCUGUUUUAUGGUUCCAUGGGGCAGCUGCCUAGGUCCCCACCCCAGGAUACAUCUCCCCUUUGGGAGCUGCACGGGACCCCUCUCUGCACUCCUAUCAAAGACAAAGGACCUGCUUCUGCAAAUAGCUCAGCCCUCAUCCUCCAGCAUCUCCGUUAGAAACUCCAGCCUCAGAGCCUGUGGAUUAGCCAUGAACAGGUGUUUUCCUGUCCCUCUGCCUGGCACCCACUGUGGUCUGCCCACACCCUCUGCCUGGCCUUACCAAAUGGCCGAGGCCUCAGUCAGCAGGACACCCUUUGAAUGGGAAGGAUCCAGGAAGCUCCUGGGCAAUGCAAAGCCACACAGUUUAUCCACGAGGGUGUCUGAGACUAUGCAAUGGGAGAUGCCCACUUGCAGCUGAAGCUCCCUGGCGUCAGAGGCUCUUUGCAAGGGAGGCUACAGGUAACCUAAGAGCUGGUGCUAACAGGGUGAGGGAGCCGGGAACUGAACAAGAAGUGAGACCAUUGUGUUUCUAAUGCAACUCUCAGGGUGGUGGAGGGGGACAGACAGCAGAGCAGGGCGAUGGGUGCCACGCAGGAUCCUCGCCAUCAAGGCUCAGCAAGCGCUGGGAGCAGAAGUCCGUAGCCUCCCAAGCUGGCAUUCCUCAGAAAGGGGCGAGUCCCUUGCAAGGCAGAGCCUAGCCAUGUGGCGACCAGCUUGGCCAGAAAGCAGAGGGUUUGGCUCCAGGGGCUUUGCCAUUCCUCAUCACAGGACAUUGAGUUAUUAGAAAUAUGGCCAGGCUGCAGCAGCUCCCCCAGCCAAAGGCGCGGGCCAGCUCACUGCAGCAACAGACCAAGCCAUCACUCCAGCCUGCCACACAUGCCCACUGAGGCCGACCUGGCUCAGGCCAGCAGAAACUUGUUUAGGAAGCUGGUCGGAAAGACAGCACCUUGUGUCGGAAAGGCCCUGCAUUGUGCUCGCAACAUUCCCCAGUGUGUGGCCAUUCUGUGCAUCGGAACAGCUGCCUUGGGAGGGCACACACUGAGUGUGCACCGAGGAAGCCGAUACUGAGUUGGUUUGUUUGAAGCGAUCCUUGGUGCUCAGUCCCCGGGCCCACAACUGCUCAAGAGCCCCCUGUGCAGCAGAGAAUGGGGGCACCCCCAAUGUGAAUUCAUGUGUUCCUACAGAGCUCACACCCCUGUUCAGGGCUGUCCCUGACAGACUAACACUGCAGCGUUGGGGCACGUCGAUUACGGAUGCAGCUGAUGGAUGCAAGAGGGUGCUGCAUUAAGAGCAACAAGAGCCCACCUAGCUUUAGAAAGCAAGCAGGUUGGGUUCUAUUGGGGCUUGUCCCAGGACAAAAGGGCUGGGCCAGCUUUGGCACAAUGUGGCUGCACCAAGAGUUCUUCGGUUAGCUUAUGUUAAAAGGGCAGGAAAUAGUCUUGCACUGGAGCUGCACCCAUAUGCUGUUACCCACAGAAUAUGCUGAGUGACUGGGUAAUAGGCCAAUUCCAGUCCUGGAGUAAAGGGCUACAACACCCACUAAUGCUGAUGGGAGAUACAUCUGCUUACAGCAGAGUCACCUUUGGCCCCAUGUCUGUGGCAAGCUUAGCCCUGAAUUCCAGGACUCCUGUGCCCGUAAAAUCUCUGCCUUUCUGUUGCAGUAAUGUAGGUUUGGGUGUUGAAUUCAAUCCCUUGUGCUUGACCCCAAUAAAACGUGCUCUAACCUGCAA